This is a messenger RNA of Kockovaella imperatae, 3185 nucleotides long. RefSeq names its product glycoside hydrolase superfamily. Gene Ontology annotation, cellular component: vacuole. NCBI's taxonomy places the organism in Eukaryota, Fungi, Basidiomycota, Tremellomycetes, Tremellales, Cuniculitremaceae. Gene Ontology annotation, molecular function: beta-galactosidase activity. The record is from RefSeq and is a predicted model, not a curated record. Gene Ontology annotation, biological process: carbohydrate metabolic process. The coding region runs from base 42 to 3074 and encodes 1010 amino acids. The transcript has 17 exons.
AACAUCAUCUUGCUCAGUUUUCCAUUCACUGACCGCCAGGGAUGAGGCUCGUUAUAUCGUACAUUCGAGCGCUGCUGAUCGGUGCUGUUGCAUGCGCAGCAGCUUCAAGCCAAGUACCUUUUAAGACUUUCACACCUUCAGAUGAACUCAAAUCGACCAAUUUGACCGACCUGGUCCAGUGGGAUGGCUAUUCGCUUUUCGUUAAAGGCCAAAGGAUCUUCAUUUACAGCGGGGAAUUCCACGCCUUCCGACUCAUCGUACCUGAUCUUUGGCUCGAUGUAUUUCAGCGGAUCAAAGCCCUCGGUUUCAAUGCGAUCUCCACCUAUACUUUCUGGGGAAUGGUCAAUCCCUCAGAAGGCGUCUUCGAUUACGAUGAUUUUCGAGAUCUUGGACCGUUCCUAGACGCAGCCAAUCAAGCUGGGCUCUUUGUCGUUGUAAGACCUGGACCGUACAUUAACGCGGAAGUCUCGGCUGGAGGCUUCCCUGGUUGGGUCACCGCCCUACCGAAUUUCGUUGCGCGAACGGACAAUGGACCAUACACCGAAGCUUACACGCCCUAUUGGAGCGGAAUCGGCGAUGUAAUUGCAAAAUACCAGAUUACACAAGGAGGUCCAGUUAUUGGCGUACAGAUUGAGAACGAAAUCAGCAAUGCCAACUUGACGUAUAUUGAAAACCUCGAGAAGCUCAUGCGGGACGCCGGUAUCGUCGUUCCCUUCACCUUCAAUGAUGUCUCCGUCGGCGGAUAUGAGCUGGUUUUCCCUCCAGGAAACGUCGACAUUGCGGGGGUCGAUAGCUACCCUCAGAAUUCGGACUGUGCAUACCCUGAGCUAUGGGCACCUGUCGGAACCUAUUAUCGUCCAUACCUCAUCAAUUCGUCGGGGGUGGAAGGAGAGCCAUUCUAUAUCCCAGAAUUUCAAGCCGGCUGGAUACCGACCUUGAGCACUGGAGGCUACCCUAACUGCUUCGGACUCUUUGGAUCGGCCUUUGAAAGGGUCUUCUAUCUGAACAAUUUGGCUCAAGGCAUCAAAAUGCAAAGCAUUUAUAUGGUCUAUGGAGGCACGAACUUUGGGCACACUGCGUUCCCGCCUGGACUCACGUCUUACGACUACUGGGCACCAAUCAGCGAGGAUCGAUCCUUCCCGGACAAGUACUACGAGCUCAAGCUCAUCAGCCAUUUCAUUCGAUCCUCGCGAGAUCUGCCAAAGACUUGGAUCACAGCAUCCAGCAAUGAUACGUUCACCUCUGCUCCAGGUGAAAUUCAGGUAGACGCUCUCGUCAAUCCCGACAGUCACGCUGGGUUCUGGGUAGUCCGCCAUGCGAAUUCAAGCACAAUGGCUGUCACGUCCUUCACUCUCGAUACAGUCGACUGGCAGGGCAAUGCCACUUUACCUGUCACCUUGAAUGGGAGGGAUUCCCGAGUGGUCGUCACCAAUUACUGUUGGGGAGCCUCUUGCAUCUCUCACUCAUCAUCUGCCAUCCUGACUUCGACUACAAUGGGCGAUGUGGACUACUUGAUUGUCUAUGGUGCGCCUGAUCAGCCAUACCAGAUCGCAUUCCCAGACACACACUGCGUCAUCAAUCAGACCACUGGCUCGACUCAAGUCUCUUCGAGCGUCAGCCAAGGUCGAACCGUCAUGACUUACAAUUUGACUGCCGGUGAUCAUAGCAUCGUCCAAGUGACCGGCGGUACGCGUACGGUCAUGAUACACAUUCUCGAUACGAUGGUAGCCAACUUUGCUUGGGAGACAUUGGUUGUAGGAACAGGAGACUAUGGUAGUCAUUACCUCAUUGGAAGCAACGAGACCGUUCUGAUAUUUGGACCAUACUUCAUGCGAUGGGCCUGGUCAGACGGCAACACUCUGAAUCUUCAGGGAGAUGUCAAUGGUACAGACACCGUCGUCUUUGCCUGCGACCCCAAAUAUACCGCCUUCACUUGGAACGAUGUGACUGUCACGCCUAACAGGACUAGCGACACGACUUGGUCCGUGAGCAUUCCAGGUCCUGCUUCGACCCCGGUUGCCCCAAAUAUCAGCAGCUGGGUUUGGAAGGACUCUCUGCCUGAGAUCGAGUAUGGAUACGAUGACUCAGACUGGACCGUCUGCAAUUUGACUUCCACAACCAAUAAAAAUCAGCCUUACUUUAACGGCAAGUAUAUAUUGUACGGGCAGGAGUAUGGCUUCUCAGUCGGCGCCACGCUAUAUCGAGGAACAUUCUCAGGAGGUUCAUGGGCUGGGCUUGAGCUUUCCGUUUCCGCUGGAUAUUUUGGAGCAGCUGCUAUUUGGGUGAACGGAAAAUACACAACGUCUGCGUUUGUGCCGGGUGACGGAAACAACGAGAAUGUCAAUGUGACUGUGAAUUUUGACAGUGUCUCCCUCAGCGACGGAACCAACUACAUUACCGUCGUCAUCGCAAACACCGGACUGGAGGAGGAUGGUGGGGAGGAUACUCAGUCUCCUCGGGGCAUUCGUGGCUAUGAACUCAUGGCCUCUGGUUCUCAGUCAUCAGAUGGAUCGGAGAUGGCUUGGAAGAUGCAAGGAAAUCAAGGUGGAAACGUCAACUUCCCCGACAAGGUCAGGACUAUCUACAAUGUCGGCGGGUUCUUCGGCGAGAGACAAGGCUGGUAUCUCCCAGGAUUCAACGGUUCCGACUGGUCAAUGGGUGGACCGAGUGGGGAAGGCAAUGGAUCCCUAACUGCACCCGGUGUCAGGUUCUACAAGGCUUCAGUGAACGUGGAUUACCCUGAAGGACUUGAUAUUCAUUAUAGUUUCAAGUUCCCAAAUAUCACUGGAGACUACCGAGCUCAACUUUUCGUCAAUGGCUGGCAAUUUGGACGGAGGUUUGGUGACAUUUCUCCCACGCAAUUGAUCUUCCCUGUGCCGCCCGGAGUGCUCGUUCAGGGUACGAACGAGCUCGCGAUGUCUCUCUUUGCUUUCAAUGAUACCCAGUCCGCAUUCUCUAUCGGAGGACAGCUGGAGCUCGUUGUGGAUCCUAGCGUGACGACGAGCGUCCUCAGUCUUUCGAAUAUCACUAUCAACUCGCCGACCUACGACGAGGUUUAUGGCGGGUCUGCUUGAGACGUGUCAGAAGAUCGAGAUCCAUGAUCUAUAAUCAAAUGUCUUGAGAGAUCGUCCGUAGCAACUGAUGCGCGGCCAGCCUAAAAAAGAAUGCAUGAUGAAUUUGCUGGG